GGAAAGGAGGGGCUGGGAAUUGUUUCCUGAGUUGAGGGCUGAGAGCUGGAAUCAGCUUCCGGCUGCAGCUUCUGGUCUGGGGGAGAGAGAGCAGAGAGCAGGGAAAGCUAUCAGCCAGUACUGGAUGGAUCACUGACAGUUCUACACACACAUUCAAGCAGUGCAUUAGCCGAGAUGAGCUAAAUCUCCAUUUGAAUACAGACAGCAAAAUAGCUGCACAAAGGUCCAUGGUUUGAUCUGUUUGGAAGUUCACCUUGUCUGCUCCAUCGAGCCAGUUGUCAUGUUCUGACCAUCCACAAUGGGUAGGAGAUAUCCUGGUUCAAGCUACAGACCUAGCAGUUCAUAUUUCUAACCUUAACCAAUAUCCUGAUCCAUUGCUGGCGCCCUUCUGAUCCAUGUCUGAAGUCCUUCAAGUCGAUUCAAGUGUGGAAAAACUUCCAGUUUUUAUGGCAAGCCACAGCGCCACGGACAUUGUGAAUCGAAAUGGUCCAGCUAGCCCACCAAAUACGUUGAACUUACGCUGUUCCCACAAUGAGCUACUGAAUGCAGACCUAAAGCAUGUUGAAACCAAGAGCAUCACUCCACCGAAAUGCAGGAAAAAAUAUGCGCUGACAAAUAUCCAGGCAGCUAUGGGCUUGUCUGAUCCUGUAUCUCAGCCUCUGUUGGGAAACAGUUCUCCAAACAUUAAGGUAGUGAAGAAUGGGGAAAAUCAGCUAAGGAAAGCUGCUGAAAAUGGGCUUCAAGACCAAAAUAAAAAUUUGAGUUUAGAAGAAACUGUAAAUAGAAUCUCAGAGAAACUAGAAGGGAACACAGAGAUCCCAGAUGAUCCAGAAUGUUCUGAAAUUCUACCUUUAAUUCCUAGAAAAACCAAGAGUUUUCUCAAUUACUAUGCAGACUUGGAUACCUCCAUUGACCUGGAGCAAAGCAAUGGGCAUGUAGUAGAGGAGGAAAACUCCACAUGGAUUAAUAUUCAAGAACCUGACAUUCUUACCAAUGGGGAUUUGCUGCCAUCUAAACAGAACAAUAUCUCAAGUCCUGAGGAUAGUCGGGGCCCUACUGUAUCAUCUAGCCCAGAGACUAAGAAAGACCACCCAAAAACUGGUGCAAAGACUGACUGUGCUCUACACCGAAUCCAGAACCUGGCUCCAAGUGAUGAAGAUUCAAGCUGGACCACUUUGUCCCAAGACAGUGCAUCCCUUGUAUCUCCAGAUGAGACAGCAGAUAUAUGGAGCGACCACUCUUUUCAAACUGAUCCAGACCUGCCACCUGGCUGGAAGAAAAUCAGUGAUAUUGCUGGCAUCUACUACUGGCAUAUACCGACUGGAGCAACUCAGUGGGAGCACCCUGAGUCAGCACCUACAGAUCUCCCAGCCUCAAGCAAGGGAUCACUUAGCUCUGUCACCUCAUCCCCCACACCAGAAUAUGAGAAACAGCUUUGGAGUGAUUUUGCGGUUCUGAAUGGGGGAAAGAUUAAUGUUGACAUUUGGAAGGAUUUGCAUGCAGCCACAGUCAACCCAGAUCCGAGCCUAAAAGAGUUUGAAGGAGCAACAUUACGCUACGCCUCUUUAAAGCUAAGAAAUGGGCCUCAGUCUGAAGAAGAGGAUUCCUCUAGCAUUAACAGUGACCCUGAAUCCAAGUGUUUUGCAGUGCGCUCUUUGGGCUGGGUAGAAAUGGCAGAAGAAGACUUGGCUCCAGGAAAAAGCAGCGUUGCAGUGAACAAUUGUAUCCGGCAAUUAUCAUACAGCAAGAAUGACAUCCGAGACACUGUUGGCAUUUGGGGAGAGGGUAAAGACAUGUACUUGAUCUUGGAAAAUGACUUGCUGAACCUGGUGGACCCUAUGGACCGUACACUGCUUCACUCUCAGCCCAUUGUUAGUAUUCGAGUCUGGGGUGUUGGCCGGGACAAUGGACGGGAGAGGGACUUUGCUUAUGUGGCAAGAGACAAAGAUACAAGAAUAUUAAAAUGUCACGUGUUCCGGUGUGACACACCAGCUAAGGCAAUUGCUACAAGUCUUCACGAAAUCUGUUCUAAGAUUAUGGCAGAGAGGAAAAAUGCCAAAGCUACGGCUUGCAGCUCAAUGCAGGAGAGGCCACAUGCCAGCCUAGAUGUCCCAUUGCAGGCAGUAGAAUUUCCAACACCAAAGACAGAGCUUGUACAGAAGUUUCAUGUUCAGUAUCUGGGAAUGAUAGAAGUCUCUAAACCCAUUGGUAUUGAAAUCCUGAAUGAUGCCAUUGAAAGUCUUUUGACCCCAUCAAACAAGGAAGACGGGACUCCUGUUAUCAUGAAUGUGGCUGAUGCAACAGUGACAGUGAUAAAAGAAAAGGACGAAGAGGUCAUAGUGGAAUGCAGAGUUCGCUUCCUGUCCUUCAUGGGAGUUGGGAAAGACGUUCGUACAUUCGCCUUCAUCAUGGAUUCUGGGAAUCAGCAUUUCGAGACUCACGUGUUUUGGUGUGAGCCCAAUGCAGCAAGCGUCUCUGAAGCCGUCCAAGCUGCAUGCAUGUUGCGGUAUCAGAAGUGCCUGGUUGCCAGGCCUCCCUCUCAGAAGGCACCGCCUCCACCUCCUCCAUUGGACUCUGUGACCCGAAGAGUUACAACUAGCGUAAAACGCGGGGUUUUGUCCCUAAUUGACACUUUGAAACAGAAACGUCCCGUUGCCGACAUGCCAUAAGCACAAGCAAAGGGCUGAAUUGUCAUCACUUGAGUAUGACGUCAUCACUAAAGUGAAAGUAGCGCACUCAAGGACAGCGGCGCAGUACAGUCAUCUUUCUGCUGCUUUGUCUUCAGAGAACUUAACCCUUACCCGCUGUUCGACGAGCAUGUUCUUGUUCUCCGACACCAUGGCGUACUGCAAAAAGAAGCAUGAAUUUAAAUCUAUAUCUACUCAUAACUUUUCCUUUUCCCUGUCAGUGGUUGUCAUUUCAUGCAUUGGAUAUUCUGUUUCAGAUUGUAAAUACGAUGAACAUUUCAUGACGA
Messenger RNA from Xenopus laevis (African clawed frog), 2974 nucleotides. RefSeq names its product amyloid beta precursor protein binding family B member 2 S homeolog (gene apbb2.S). Gene Ontology annotation, biological process: regulation of DNA-templated transcription. The record is from RefSeq and is a predicted model, not a curated record. Gene Ontology annotation, molecular function: amyloid-beta binding. NCBI's taxonomy places the organism in Eukaryota, Metazoa, Chordata, Amphibia, Anura, Pipidae. The coding region runs from base 396 to 2669 and encodes 757 amino acids. Gene Ontology annotation, cellular component: nucleus; cytoplasm. The transcript is spliced from 18 exons.